AUGACGGCUGCGUCAAAUGUGCAAACCGAGAGGGUUAUACAAGAAGUACGACUUCGACCAUGUCUUUGGAAUCUCCGCGACAAUUCAUAUAAAAAUAAAGACGCGAAAUUAAAGGCAUGGAAAGAUGUUUGCGAAGCUGUUUGUCCGAAUUUCGGAGAUAGUUCAGGUGAAGAAAAAAAACAAAUCGAAAAAGCUGUUCAGUUAAGAUGGAAGACCGCCCGUGAUGCAUACAUGAAGUGUAGAGCAAAUCUUAAGACAUCGAAGUCCGGUUCUGCAGGGGGUGUCAAAAAGAAGUAUAUUUUUUUCGAUAUAAUGACGUUUUUGGAAGACACAAAGGACUUUGAACCCACACAUGAAAGUAUGGCUUUAAUCAUCGUCGCAGACCUCCCAAAAUGUUGCUUCAACGUCAUCGCAAAACUCGCAAAAAUACUGGAGCUAGCUAUGGAAAUUAGAGGUCCAGCUAUGAACUCGCCCAGCACAUCUGCAUCAACCGCUACCAACGAUUUACCUCACUUAUCAGGGAGUGAUGUGGACGAGUCUUUAGAAAGCUGGCAACACGGUGAUCACACUGCAUUGUAA
This is a messenger RNA of Parnassius apollo (apollo), 579 nucleotides long. The record is from the annotation of a GenBank genome assembly. NCBI's taxonomy places the organism in Eukaryota, Metazoa, Arthropoda, Insecta, Lepidoptera, Papilionidae.